UGGGUGGCUCCGCGGACGGUGUUCCAGCAGUCGCGCUUGGGCGGUCCGAGUGAGCAGUAACGGAUCUUCUGCAGAAAUCAGUGCAUAGAUACAGUAUCUGAAGGAUCAAAGUGUUGAAAAUCAAUUAAAAGAUGGACGAGGCUUCUGGCACGACGACAACCGAUGGCAAGUCCCUGGAUGAGGCGCCGGUGGCCGCAGGACUGGAGCCCACACAGCCGAUCGGCUUCCUGCAGCUCUUCCGCUUCUCCACCUGCGGGGAGAUCGCGUGGCUCUUCUUUGUGUUCCUCAUGUGCUGCGUCAAGGCGUUGACCCUGCCCGCAGUGGUCAUCAUUUACAGCGAGUUCACAGCACCCUCUCCGCUGCCACGAACAUCACCACGCUGUCGUUUCCCUUCACGAUGGCCAACAGCAGCGGCGGCGGGUACACCAUUCCCACGGGGACCCUGAGCAUCCUUCCCAUCGCUGCGAACGCCCAGCUGCCGACCAUCACGACAACGGCCAGUGGCUACGAGCCCAAUGACGUCAUCACCACGAUCCCCGUCUCGCUCUCCAUCCAGCGCUUCCCCUCGUCCCUGUCCAUCGUGGACCUGGCCCAGAAGCAGGACGGCUACAGCAACAGUGGCUCCAGCAACGGCAUGACCGUGGGGCCGG
Molecule: messenger RNA, 650 nt
Organism: Drosophila miranda
Lineage: Eukaryota; Metazoa; Arthropoda; Insecta; Diptera; Drosophilidae
Product: multidrug resistance protein homolog 65-like
Exons: 3
Coding region: 132-446 (104 amino acids)
Source: RefSeq, a predicted model, not a curated record